AUUUUGCUUCACAGACUUGAACUGACAUCAAUAAACAAAUAGCGUUUUAACCACGAGGUCCUCAGUGAAGCGAAAUUCGCAGAGAGGACGGCGUUUUAUCAAUUUUUGUUGAAUUUUGUAACUACUAAAUUUCAGAAAAAUGACUGAUGAAGUAAACCCCAAGGCAUAUCCUUUGGCUGAUGCACAGCUGACGCAGGAGAUUCUAGAUUUGGUUCAACAAGCUUCACACUAUAAGCAGCUAAAGAAAGGAGCAAAUGAGGCAACUAAAACACUGAAUAGAGGGAUAUCUGAAUUUAUUGUUAUGGCGGCUGAUGCAGAGCCACUGGAGAUCUUGUUACAUCUACCUCUGUUGUGUGAAGACAAGAAUGUUCCUUAUGUGUUUGUGAGAUCCAAACAAGCCUUAGGACGAGCCUGUGGUGUGUCCAGGGCUGUCAUUGCUUGCUCCGUCACAGUCAACGAGGGAUCUCAACUCCGACCCAAGAUCCAGACCAUUCAGCAGAACAUUGAAAAACUCCUCAUCUAAAUCAUCUACAGGACAAGACUGAAAGGCCUGGUCAGCUAGUGAAUUUUUCUACAUAAAUAUUCAUGUCUAGCUGUAAGAGUAUGUUAGAAUUAACAGACAUGGGAUUGACAAAAUCAUUUAUCAACUGUUGUGUUCAUUUUGUUUUCAAAUCAUGAAACAAUUUUAUGAAGUUUUAUUCACCAUUUUAAUAAAAAGUUAUGACAUUCA
Saccostrea cuccullata (small rock oyster) is the source of this 730-nucleotide messenger RNA. Its product is annotated as NHP2-like protein 1. Gene Ontology annotation, molecular function: RNA binding. NCBI's taxonomy places the organism in Eukaryota, Metazoa, Mollusca, Bivalvia, Ostreida, Ostreidae. Bases 140 to 523 code for a protein of 127 amino acids. Gene Ontology annotation, cellular component: precatalytic spliceosome; nucleolus; small-subunit processome. The record is from RefSeq and is a predicted model, not a curated record. Gene Ontology annotation, biological process: mRNA splicing, via spliceosome; maturation of LSU-rRNA; ribosome biogenesis. The transcript has 5 exons.